AAAUAUAUAAAUUUAACAAAAACAAACCUAGGCAGAGAUACUACAGCGGCUCAGGCAAGAGAUGUUGGGUUUAGCCACCACCGCUACCGCUACCACCGCCACCGCAGCUCCGACCACCGCCGCGAAGAAUCGCGUUCUCUGCAGCUCAGGAAGACUUCAGCGGGGUUUUGUUCAGUGGUUUCAGCGUUCUUCGGUCACGUGCUAUCGCAUUACCUCUCCAUCGCUGCGGUCUAAUUUCUGCGCAGUCAAGGCUAUGGCGGAGGCGGACACCAUUUCGAUUCUGAAGGCUCAGUCUCAGUCCACUGCUUCGGGCAACAAGCAAGCUUUGAUUUCGUUGUCCGACAAAAAGGAUCUAGCUUUCCUUGGAAAUGGCCUCCAAAGUUUAGGAUAUACAAUUGUUUCAACUGGAGGAACAGCAUCAGCUUUGGAAAAUGCAGGGGUCUCUGUAACUAAAGUGGAACAGCUUACCUGUUUUCCAGAAAUGCUUGAUGGCCGUGUGAAAACUUUACAUCCAAACAUACAUGGGGGUAUUCUUGCUAGAAGAGACCAAAAGCUUCACAUGGAAGCUCUUAAUGAGCAUGGAAUUGGUACUUUUGACGUGGUGGUGGUGAACUUGUAUCCGUUUUAUGAUAAAGUUUCUUCUGGAGGAAUUGAAUUUGAAGAUGGAAUUGAGAACAUUGAUAUUGGUGGCCCAGCCAUGAUCAGAGCAGCUGCAAAGAAUCACAAGGAUGUUUUGGUUGUUGUUGAUUCACAAGAUUAUUCCGCACUCCUAGAAUUUCUCCAAGGGAACCAGGAUGACCAACUGUUCCGAAGAAAGCUUGCUUGGAAGGCUUUCCAACAUGUUGCUUCUUAUGAUUCUGCAGUUUCAGAGUGGCUGUGGAAGCAGACUGUAGGAGACAAAUUUCCUCCCAGUCUGACAGUUCCUCUCUCACUCAAAAGUUCUCUUCGUUAUGGUGAAAACCCUCAUCAAAAGGCUGCAUUUUAUGUUGACAAGAGUCUUUCUGAGGUUAAUGCUGGUGGUAUUGCUACUGCCAUUCAACACCAUGGAAAGGAGAUGUCAUAUAAUAACUAUUUAGAUGCUGAUGCAGCUUGGAACUGUGUGUCAGAAUUUAAGAACCCUACAUGUGUAAUAGUAAAGCAUACAAAUCCCUGUGGAGUAGCUUCACGUGAUGACAUCCUUGAAGCUUAUAGAUUAGCUGUGAAAGCAGAUCCAGUGAGCGCAUUUGGUGGUAUUGUAGCCUUCAACAUAGAAGUUGAUGAGGCACUUGCAAAAGAAAUCCGUGAGUUUAGGAGUCCAACUGAUGGUGAAACACGGAUGUUUUAUGAGAUUGUGGUUGCACCCAAGUAUUCACAAAAGGGACUUGACAUCCUCCGUGGAAAAUCAAAAACUUUAAGAAUUUUGGAAGCAGGCAAGAAUGAGAAAGGAAAGCUUUCACUUCGACAAGUUGGUGGGGGUUGGUUAGCGCAGGAUUCAGAUGAUUUAACCCCAGAAGAUAUCCCAUUCAAAUUAGUUUCUGAGAAGGCUCCUCCGGAAAGUGAGCUUCGCGAUGCUGAGUUUGCAUGGUUGUGUGUCAAGCAUGUCAAGAGCAAUGCCAUUGUAAUAGCAAAGAAUAACUGCAUGUUAGGCAUGGGGAGUGGGCAGCCAAACCGCCGGGAGAGUUUGAGAAUUGCAGUGAGGAAAGCUGGGGAUGAGGUCAAAGGAGCUGCUUUGGCCAGUGAUGCUUUCUUCCCAUUUGCUUGGAAAGAUGCGGUGGAAGAAGCAUGCGAGAGUGGGAUUGGUAUCAUUGCAGAGCCUGGAGGGAGCAUCAGAGAUGGUGAUGCCAUAGACUGCUGUAACAAAUACGGGGUAUCACUUCUUUUCACCAAUGUGAGGCACUUCAGGCAUUGAGGAUGAGGUUCUUCUGUGUUGCACCCGUCCUUACUCCAUUACAGCUUUCUUCAAAGUUUUGGUGUUUAAAAGGAGGAUGAUGCCAUUCCCUCCAUCCCAACUGUGGAAGGAUGAAAUAUAAGAUAUAAAUGUUGUGCAAUCCAUCUUAAUUGUAUUGUUAGUCUAGGAGGCAAGUGCUGUACCUUAUGUAUUUGGUUAUCUCAAUUCUGUGCUUGAUGGAUUUAGGUAAUGCACGCAUUGCUCAGAGAUGUGAAAAGGCAAGUCUUGAUAAUAAUUGUCCCUA
Vitis riparia (riverbank grape) is the source of this 2171-nucleotide messenger RNA. RefSeq names its product bifunctional purine biosynthesis protein PurH. The transcript is spliced from 12 exons. The record is from RefSeq and is a predicted model, not a curated record. NCBI's taxonomy places the organism in Eukaryota, Viridiplantae, Streptophyta, Magnoliopsida, Vitales, Vitaceae. Gene Ontology annotation, cellular component: cytosol. Gene Ontology annotation, biological process: 'de novo' IMP biosynthetic process. Gene Ontology annotation, molecular function: phosphoribosylaminoimidazolecarboxamide formyltransferase activity; IMP cyclohydrolase activity. Bases 62 to 1888 code for a protein of 608 amino acids.